CCUGCUAAGAAGCCCUACCGCAAGGCACCGCCCGAGCAUCGGGAGCUGCGGCUGGAAGCUCCUGGGUCCCAGCCUGAGCAGCAGGUCAGCAAGACUGGCACCCCCACUUUGCCUGGCAGAGGAGUCCCUGACUGAUGCAGAGAGGAUGAAGCUGUUGCAGCAGGAGAAUGAAGAGCUUCGCAGGCGCCUGGCCUUGGCCACCAGGCGCACCGAGGCCCUGGAGCGCGAGCUGGAAAUUGGGCAGGACUGCCUGGAGCUGGAACUGGGCCAGAGCCGUGAGGAACUGGACAAAUUUAAGGACAAGUUCCGCAGGCUGCAGAACAGCUACACAGCUUCCCAGAGGACCAACCAGGAGCUGGAGGACAAGCUGCACACGCUGGCCUCUCUUAGCCACAGCUGGAUUUUUGCAAUCAAGAAGGCUGAGAUGGAUAGGAAGACACUGGACUGGGAGAUUGUAGAGCUGACCAACAAGCUGCUGGAUGCCAAGAACACCAUCAACAAGCUGGAGGAGCUCAACGAGCGGUACCGGCUGGACUGCAACCUGGCUGUGCAGCUCCUCAAGUGCAACAAAUCCCACUUCCGUAACCACAAGUUUGCUGAUCUACCCUGUGAGCUACAGGACAUGGUUCGGAAACAUCUGCACAGUGGUCAAGAGGCUGCCAGCCCGGACCCUGCCCCCAGCCUGGCACCAGGGGCUGUGGUACCCACCUCGGUCAUUGCCCGCGUGUUGGAGAAGCCAGAGUCUCUAUUGCUCAAUUCGGUCCAGUCAGGCAGUGCUGGGCGCCCCUUGGCUGAGGAUGUCUUUGUGCAUGUAGACAUGAGUGAGGGUGCCCCAGGUGAUCUAGCCAGUCCCCCAGUCCCUGGCAGCCCCACCCCUCAACCCAAUGGGGAGUGCCACUCUCUGAGCACUGCUGGGGGCUCCCCAGAUGAGGAGGUGCCUCUGCCGGCCUUUGAGAAGCUAAGCCCCUACCCCACCCCAUCUCCACCACACCCUCUGUAUCCUGGCCGAAAGGUAAUAGAGUUCUCUGAGGAUAAGGUGCGAAUCCCCCGCAAUAGCCCCCUGCCCAACUGCACGUAUGCUACCCGCCAGGCCAUUUCCCUGAGUCUGGUGGAGGAGGGGAGUGAGCGUGGCCGUCCUAGCCCAGUGCCCAGCAGCCCUGCCUCCGCCCAGGCUUCACCCCACCACCAGCCCAGCCCAGCCCCCCCAGUACUCAGCGCCCCAGCCAGCUCUGCCAGCUCUGAGGAGGACCUGCUGGCCAGCUGGCAGCGGGCGUUUGUUGACCGCACUCCACCGGCCGCUGUGGCCCGGUGCACAGCUUAUGGACGGGAUGCGCUCCCCGAGCUGCAGCGCCAGUUUGCUCUGAGCCCCGCGGACAGAGAGGAGGAGGUUCAGGCACCUUCUUCCCCAGCUGGUGAGAGUGGGCUUUUGCUGCCAACAGAACCCAACUCUGGCCUUCCCAGGGAGGAAGAUGAGGAAGAGCUGAAUCUGCCCAUCAGCCCUGAGGAGGAACAGCAGAGCCUGCUGCCCCGUGAUCCUGGCACAGAGACAGGGCCUGGUACUUCCCACACUGAGGGCAGGCCCUGGGCACUCCCCGGCCCCAGCCGGCCCCAGCGCAGCCCCAAGAGGAUGGGGGUACACCACCUACACCGCAAGGACAGCCUGACCCAGGCCCAGGAGCAGGGCAAUCUGCUCAAUUAAGGCCCCUGCUUGCCUUCCUGCCACUGCUGCACUGGGACUGCAAGGAGACCUGAUCCCUGCAGCUCAUUGUCCUCUCCCCAGCCAAGCCCUUGAACUCCCGUCCCUCUAGGCCCGCACAGCUCUGUUCCUUGUGCGGGGAGGGCCAGGUGGGGGCCACACCAGGCCUUUCAGCUGCAUUGACUGACUGGCACCAGCUUGCCUCAUGGUUUUCCCCUUCUUGAAAUAUUUAUUCUCCAAAGGUAACAUGCAGCCAGGGCUCAAGGUCUUUCUUCAAAUCAGUCCAGCCCAAAUCGGGCUGUUCUGGGGAGCCGAGCGGCUUAUCACAUCAGUGUUCAUCCUCCAUCUUCCUCUCAUAGCCAUGAGGUGUUGCGUUGUUUUGUUUUUUGAUGAGGGGGUGUUAUUGGGAUUAUUAACCUCUAAUUCCUAUUUUCUAUUAACCUUUCUAUUUUUUACCUGUUUCCCUCUCCCCCAGAAUCCCUUGCACAGCCAUUGCCUUUAAGGGGCCUGGCACAGCGCACCCUCCGGGGUGGGAGAGGGCUGACUCAGGGCUCUCCUCAGCUGUUCCCUCUGGAAGGGAGUGGAGGGCGGGUCUCGGGCCUCCAGCUGGGCUCUAGAUGAGGCCUGGCUCCCCUCCUAAUCUUGGCUCUAGACUGUUACUCCCAGCUUUGGGAAAUUUUCACAUUGAUGAUUUUAAAAUUAAAUAAAACUAUUUUACUGUUAUGGA
Myotis daubentonii (Daubenton's bat) is the source of this 2423-nucleotide messenger RNA. It is a transcript of the gene TJAP1, whose product is annotated as tight junction associated protein 1. Gene Ontology annotation, biological process: Golgi organization. The record is from RefSeq and is a predicted model, not a curated record. Gene Ontology annotation, cellular component: trans-Golgi network. NCBI's taxonomy places the organism in Eukaryota, Metazoa, Chordata, Mammalia, Chiroptera, Vespertilionidae.